Messenger RNA from Dicrocoelium dendriticum, 824 nucleotides. The record is from the annotation of a GenBank genome assembly. Lineage: Eukaryota; Metazoa; Platyhelminthes; Trematoda; Plagiorchiida; Dicrocoeliidae.
AUGCGCCUGAUUUCGGACCAAACUGCUGAUCGAUUUCCAGAGAAGAAGGAACCGUGGCAACCUCAUUCUGCUGUCCCAUUGCUAUUGAAUCGAUCACGCAAAAGACAUAUCAGUCGUAACCUGCAACAUCCAUGGACGAUUGGGCGUUGUGACAAUGAAACUUGUUGGAGCAAAAGGCUGAGUGACGCCUUCGGACAUAUCAUAUUCCACAAUGAGGUCAAUUCGGGAGGUAAAUGCCAAACUUCAGCCGAUCCUACGCUGAAGAAUUCUACGAAAAAUAGUCCGUUUCAGGAUUCCUCCUCAACUGAACCUGAGUUCACAUUUGGCGCCUUCCAUGCAUUCGAUGAUUACAAUCUGAUCAACACGCUCCGUGGUUUCAAUGAUGAUGCACAAAUCAAGGCGACAUUUGGGUUGAUAAUCACAGAGAACGAGGUUACGGCGUUUCAGAAUGUUGCGGAGGGCUUUUACGCACACACGAAAGCAAAAUACUUACCGGAGUAUUGGAUCCCACUACAAUGGGCGCAACGCCUUGUGCUCAACUCUCUCAGUGCUGGUUACAUCCAAGACCUCAGAAAGGCAAACGAGCUUCUGAAGGAUUUGAUGGAUCUUCGUGGCAAAAUGCAGUUUCUGCAGCUGUUCAGCAGUAUCAUCAUUCCUCUAGGCUAUUCACAAGUUGUUACAAUCGCAGUGUAUAGUUAUUUCUUAUGCCAAGUAUUCGCCGAUCAGAUCACAAGUUCUGACAACAAGCAUGUCGGUUCCAGAGAUCUCUACGUCCCUUUGGUCGGCAUUUGUUCCGUCUUGUUCCUCAUGGGAUGGUACAAAGU